AUGUUUGCCUGUGCUAAACGCAAUGAUCUAGCGCAGUUCGUGCAGCUGGUGGCGCAAUACGGCGACGCAUUGGCGCGAGAACGACGAGACCCACAAGGCCACACGAUCGCUCAUUGGGCAGCGCAGAAAGCCAACGGAGAAUUCCUCUACUAUUUGCACUCAAUCGGAGCACCCAUCGACGCACCCAGUGAAGACGGUAAGGUUCAGCUACACCCGAUCCACUGGGCCUGUGCUGCAGGCAACUUCAGCGCACUUCGCACCCUGGUCCUUAAGCUCGGGGUGGACGUCAACACUUGUGACGCCAAGAAACAUCGCUCUCCUCUACUGGUAGCAGCUCAGAAUGGACAUCCGCUGUUAGUUCUCUUUUGUGUGCGGAACGGAGCGGACGUGACGCUCGUGGACGUCGAUGGAGACACCGCCGUCCACUGGGCAGCGUAUAAAGGCGCUACCGAGAUCGUAGCAGUGUUCCAGUACUUGCAAGUCAGCUCCGACGCGCCAGAUAAAUUCGGACAAACGCCGUUGCAUCUCGCAGCUAUGAGAGGAGAGCUAGAGACCGUGCAGUUCCUAGUAGAGACGCUGGAUGCAGAUGUUAAGGCGCUGGACUCCAAGAAACGCACCCCACGAGAUCUGGCGCAGCUGAAGCGUUUCCGUGAAGUGGUGCGGUAUUUAAAGCAGCGAGAAAUGCGUGUGGCAGCGUGGAACAUUGCUGCCUUCACGUGGUGGUGCAACCCAGGCAGUCGAGCUCCGUACCACUUCACACUGGUCAACGCCGUGGCCUCCGCGUUGAUUUACCUGCUCCUGGUAUUCCCGCUAAUGCCAGAGAGACGCAAUGUGAUGGUGCCGCAUCUAGCGUGGAACGCUGCGACGUGGUACUUCUUCUACCGUACCGUAACGACCAAGCCUGGUAGCUGUCCAAGCGACAAUAAAAAGUAUGGCGUAGCGUACGAGAAGGUCACGGAGGCGCUCAUCGAUGGCGACGAUGACGAUGAAGAAGCAACUGGAGAAAGCGCCACCGCUCGAGCUCAACGUGAGUGUAUGGAGCGUCCAUUGUGUCAUACCUGUCACAUCCAGAGACCUCCAAGGUCCAAGCAUUGUCGUAUCUGCAAGACGUGUGUGCCCGUCUUCGAUCACCACUGUCCGUUUGUCGACAACUGCGUAGGACGCGACAACUACGCAGCAUUCCUGUUGUUCGUGACGUUCUUUACUGUGGAUAUCGUUGGGAUGGAGUACGUGCUCUACCUGCUGUGGCGUUAUCACCACGCUCUACGCCUGUACGCCGUUCUCGGCAUGGUCUACCUCGUGUUCAUCCUGCUUCCAGUAGCGCAACUCGCUGGCUUCCACAUCUACCUCACUGCUCGUAAUCGCACGACUAACGAGUUGCUCAAUGCCGCUCGUUAUCGCUUCCGUGGUGGUGAAAUACGCUCGUACGACCGCGGUAUCAUUCGCAACGUAGGCGACCGUUGUUUGGGUCUAAACAACGAACCAGAUGACGAAGAUUCGGAAGAGAAAGCCAAGCUACUCGACGACCAACUCAACGCCGUUCCCGUAUAG
Molecule: messenger RNA, 1551 nt
Organism: Phytophthora infestans T30-4
Lineage: Eukaryota; Oomycota; Peronosporomycetes; Peronosporales; Peronosporaceae
Product: palmitoyltransferase, putative
Exons: 2
Coding region: 1-1551 (516 amino acids)
Biological process (GO): protein palmitoylation
Cellular component (GO): Golgi membrane
Molecular function (GO): protein binding; palmitoyltransferase activity
Source: RefSeq, a predicted model, not a curated record